AUGCCGCGUGGUGGGAAACGGGGCGGUGGUGCGCGAGCGCCACCACGCAAUGUCCCACGCCCACGAAGUCGUGGUUUAGACCGACCUGCCCCAAACUCUAUACUUGGUACCGGUUCCGCUGGUUUCACUCUACAAGAUGAGGCACGUAGCACGGCCCAUCGCUCGUCACCGUGGACCAGUGAUUCAAGGUUACGACAUCGGCCCGUUACCUUUGUUAACAUUGGGGCUUCAGAGCCGCUUAAGCACCUAGAAGCCAUCUUGCAGCAGGAGAAGAGUGCUAGUCAACACGAAGAGACACAAGGGUCUACUCCCAUUCGGGAGGCCACAGUGCUUGGCCAGCCUGACGAGCCCGCUUCUACGUCUAAUGAAACCCAUAUACCCGAUGGAACGCCUACAAACUUGACAGAUGACCUGGCUCGAUCUCCUGGUCAAGUCAAGCUCAUGGAUGCCACAACCGAAAUUGUCAAGCAAGAAGUUAACAUUGGCGUGAAACCCCAAGUACAACCAGAGGUGUCCACGGCGCUGCCAUUCUUCGUCGAUAUUACCAGAGAUAAGAACCUACUCAGGAAUGUCCCAGUUCAACACGUCGAACGUUCGCCGUCACCUAUUCCGUCCGAUUCGAGCGACGAGGUAAUUCUUUUUAGAGGCCGUAAUAAGGCAGCUGGAAUUGAAAAGAAACAGAAGCAAAGGACGAAACAGAGAUCUUUCAACCUGGGCGGUAUUGAAACAGAGCUCAAAGUGGUGGAGGAGACUGUUAAGACCAGGGAAGAGGGUAGCAUUGGAGAGCCGGGAAAAGCCCGUCUCAACCUGCCGCGGCAAUCUCGACAAGAUUCAAGGGCCCAGAAUCGCCAGGAAGAGGAUGACGUGAUUGCUGACUACAUCGCCAAUAUGCGUGAAUAUGGCGAUGACGACGGUUUGAUACCUGCGCAAGCCUAUUCCUGCCGAGACAUCGGAGGUUCCCUUAGCGAGUCCGAGGAUAUUGAAGAGUCGUUCCAGACCCUCUCCGCUCCUGACGAGGCAACUAUUGUGCUGGGAGACAAACAACUGGGCGGAACGGGGCCGGAAGCAGAGAUCAAGGCCCGCGCAGUCGACGCAGAACUGCCACAAAAAGCUCAGAAACACUCGGUUCAGGGCAACACAACACGACUCGAUGAUGCUCUUUUAACAGCUCUUGAAACUGACGUCUCGUACCUGGGCUUCCUCGAUCAAUCUCUUGCAGAAGACGUAUCCCCUCAAUCCGAAACAACAGACCAGGCGGAUAUAGACGAUGAUGUAUUUGCCUCGGCAGCAGAUCAGUUCGCUAAUGAGGUUGAUGACUUCGAUUUUAUGGAUUGGGGCCGUCCAGCGCUGAAGCGCAAGGGCAAGGGAGCCAAAGGAAAGGUUCCUGUGUUCGACAUUUCGGAUUCAGAGCUCGAGGGUAAGAUGCAGGCGGCAUGGAAGAACGACCGGUUAAGAAAAGCGGAGAGAAAGAAGGAACGACAGGCUCUUCGUACCCAAGGUCUGCUGGGUAAACACGCCAAUCCGGAAGACAUGCGCAUCAAGUAUCCGCACGGUAUGGCGCUGGAUCAGAUCGCCGACGAAUUGAGGGCAUUUCUUUUAGGCACUCAACCAAGUUUGACGUUGCCGCCCAUGGACAACCAUGCUCGAAAAGUUAUACAUGAGCUCGCCAGCAAGUUUAAUAUCAAAUCCAAGUCAACUGGAUCGGCUGACCAACGGCGGCCCAUGUUACAUCGUACUCUCAGAACCGCCAAAUUCGCCGACGAGACAUUUGAUGUCGCAAUUGCCAGGGUUGGGCGAAAGUAUUUCUCUCGCAACGACACGGCGGUGCGGGCUGCUGUUCAGCGGCAGUCAGCACGACGUGGCGGCGGCGGCGGCGGCGGCGGCCAUGCGAGUGUCGUCUAUCGAGAUGGCGAGGUUGUCGGUGGAUCUGCGCCGGAAUUGGGCCAGGAAAACAAAGGACGCGCGAUGCUUGAAAGAAUGGGUUGGAGCAGCGGCACCGCCCUUGGUGCGCUUGACAACAAGGGCAUCCUGCAGCCGGUCGUCCAUGUUGUCAAGCGUAGCAAGGCCGGCCUGGGAUAA
This is a messenger RNA of Colletotrichum graminicola M1.001, 2079 nucleotides long. RefSeq names its product G-patch domain-containing protein. Bases 1 to 2079 code for a protein of 692 amino acids. The record is from RefSeq and is a predicted model, not a curated record. The transcript has 3 exons. NCBI's taxonomy places the organism in Eukaryota, Fungi, Ascomycota, Sordariomycetes, Glomerellales, Glomerellaceae. Gene Ontology annotation, molecular function: nucleic acid binding.